GAUGUCAGCCUCGCUGGCGCUCGCUCCUCCCGCACCCACCUCCCGGGCCCGAGGCACACUGCAGCUCCGCACGGACUCUCCGGCCCCGGCGCGGUGGCUGCAAACUCGCGGGCACGCACGGCGCUCGCGGAGCCGAGGGACUCGGGGGAGGGGACGUGCGCGGAAGGCGCCAGCUUCCUCUCGCCCGCCCCUCGCCGCCGCGAGCCCAGGUUGGAGGAACCCCGGGCCCCAGCCCGACAGAGCCGAGCGGCGGCGGCGGCUUCCUUUUUCUCCCGCUGCGAGCCCUGGAGCGCCUCGGGGACCGGCCCUAAAAAGAGCAGGAAAUCUUGUUUACCGCCCGGGGAGAGCAGCCGAUCGAGCCUUUGUCUGGAAAAGUCAGCAUCCCCAGCUCCGGCUGCAAUGUGUUCCUGGUGACAUUAGCAUUGGCAGACCCGCCGGGGAAGGGGGGUCGCCAGGUUCAUGUCUGCUUUCGGAGGCGGAUCGAGCUGGUGACUUUUGUGCAUUCGUUUUAAUUUUCGGAAAUCUCUCUUUUUUUCCUCCCUUGCCCGCCACCGGGCAUGUCCUGAUCCGGCGGCCGCUCCUACCGCCCGGGGCUGCCGAUCUGAGCGGUUUCCAGCGGGUCUCCCUCCCUCUCUCCCUGAUCCCUCCCUGAUCCCUCCCUGACUUUGCAACACCGCGUUCCGGGAGGACCGACCUCGGCGAGAAAGAAGGCGGGGGAGCCCCGAACACCCGGACCCGAACCUUGACAUGCUCUCCGGCGGAGAGGAGGAAGCUAGGAGCUGAGCGCACCGCCGGGGCUGCUUCGCCGGCCGGCUCCGAGCGCAGGGCUCCGGGCGCCCUGCCCUGCGCCUGGUCGGCGGCUUUGUUGGUUUAGGGGGCGCCCCCCCCGCUUCCCGCCCCGGGGGCGCGCGGCCGGCAGGACCAUGCUGCUGAAGGAGUACCGGAUCUGCAUGCCGCUCACCGUGGACGAGUACAAAAUCGGACAGCUGUACAUGAUCAGCAAGCACAGCCAUGAACAGAGCGACCGAGGAGAAGGGGUGGAGGUCGUCCAGAAUGAACCCUUUGAGGAUCCUCACCAUGGCAACGGGCAGUUCACCGAGAAGCGGGUAUAUCUCAACAGCAAACUGCCUAGCUGGGCUAGAGCUGUGGUUCCCAAAAUCUUUUAUGUUACAGAAAAGGCUUGGAACUAUUAUCCCUACACAAUUACAGAAUACACAUGUUCCUUUCUGCCGAAAUUCUCCAUUCAUAUAGAAACCAAGUAUGAGGACAAAGAGGCAAGCAACGACCGCAUUUUUGACAAUGAAGCCAAAGACCUAGAGAGAGAAGUUUGCUUUAUUGAUAUCGCCUGCGAUGAGAUUCCAGAACGUUACUACAAAGAAUCUGAGGAUCCCAAGCACUUCAAGUCAGAGAAGACAGGACGGGGACAAUUAAGGGAAGGCUGGAGAGAUAGUCAUCAACCCAUCAUGUGUUCCUACAAGCUGGUGACCGUGAAGUUCGAGGUCUGGGGGCUUCAGACCAGAGUGGAACAAUUUGUACACAAGGUGGUCCGGGAUAUUCUGCUGAUUGGACAUAGACAGGCUUUUGCAUGGGUUGAUGAGUGGUAUGAUAUGACAAUGGAUGAUGUUCGGGAAUACGAGAAAAACAUGCAUGAACAAACCAACAUAAAAGUUUGCAAUCAGCAUUCCUCCACUGUGGAUGACAUAGAGAGCCAUGCCCAAACAAGUACAUGACAAUGGAUGAAGUCCGAGAAUUUGAACGAGCCACUCAGGAAGCCACCAACAGGAAAAUUGGCGUUUUCCCACCUGCAAUUUCUAUCUCGAGUAUUCCCCUGCUGCCUUCCUCAGUCCGCAGUGCCCCUUCUAGUGCUCCAUCCACACCUCUCUCCACCGACGCCCCAGAAUUUCUGUCUGUGCCCAAAGAUCGACCCCGGAAGAAGUCAGCUCCAGAAACUCUCACGCUUCCAGACCCUGAGAAAAGAGCCACCCUGAAUUUACCUGGCAUACACUCUUCAGAUAAGCCAUGUCGGCCCAAAUUAGAGUAACUUCCUAUGAAUAUUUCAUGGGGUUUUAUAUUUUCAUUUGGGUUUUUUUUUUUUUUAAAGAAUCUUCUAAUAUAGAAAAAGACUGCUUUGUCCUUCAGACAUGUUCCUUCGAUCUCUGAGUGUGCAUGUGGUUAAGUACCUUCCCAUAUAAUAGGAUUCCCUAAGUAUACCACACAGCAUCCUGCUAGAUGUAAAUUGUAAGACUUGCAGAGGACAGAAGGAAUCCUCUGUAGCCACAGCUGGAAGCCAAGGAGGAAGCCUUGUUGUUGAGCGUUCGAUGAGGUCGGUGUGGACUUCAAGAGUAAAUAAAUGAAAACAUUG
This is a messenger RNA of Odobenus rosmarus divergens (Pacific walrus), 2362 nucleotides long. RefSeq names its product phosphatidylinositol transfer protein, cytoplasmic 1 (gene PITPNC1). Gene Ontology annotation, cellular component: cytoplasm. Bases 924 to 1730 code for a protein of 268 amino acids. Gene Ontology annotation, biological process: phospholipid transport. The transcript has 10 exons. The record is from RefSeq and is a predicted model, not a curated record. Gene Ontology annotation, molecular function: phosphatidylinositol transfer activity; phosphatidylinositol binding. NCBI's taxonomy places the organism in Eukaryota, Metazoa, Chordata, Mammalia, Carnivora, Odobenidae.